Molecule: messenger RNA, 663 nt
Organism: Saccharomycopsis crataegensis
Lineage: Eukaryota; Fungi; Ascomycota; Saccharomycetes; Ascoideales; Saccharomycopsidaceae
Exons: 1
Coding region: 1-663 (220 amino acids)
Cellular component (GO): cell wall
Molecular function (GO): structural constituent of cell wall
Source: RefSeq, a predicted model, not a curated record
AUGCAAUUCACCAAGAAACUUCUUGCGCCUACUAUCACUGCUUCUAUCGUGUUAGCUGCAGAAACCACCAUAUAUGGCGCCCUUUCCUCGACCACCGUCUUAUCAAUUACCGACUAUGAUGCUACAUCCACUAUUGAAGCAGGUGAUGAUGAUGAUGAUGAUGAUGAUGAUGUAACUACUAGCUAUGUGGAUGUUACUGCUUCAUCUAUUUAUUCGGUAGGUACCGAAACCACAACUACUGUUGGUGGAUCUACUUUUACCAGUACCAUUCCAACCAGCUCAGUUGCUGCCUAUCAUAGUACCAUUAUCGUUCCAACCAGUUCAGCUGUUGUCAAUGAUACUACCAGUGAUGCUGCCACUGCUAUUACCACACACACUCCUGUUACAACCGCUGCUUUGGUAAGCCAAAUUUCGGAUGGUCAAAUACAAGCUGAGUAUACCACAGAAAGCCUAAUGGAUACCGUUACUGAGACUAUCACCUCUUGUUCUCAUGGAUGUAGCCUUUCAAGCACACCUCCCCCAGAAAUUGAGUCAUCAUCUCUGUCUGUCACUCCAAAUGUAACCAUUGAAUCAUAUUCAGGUAUUGCUUCUUCCCAAAGAAGUUUGAGCAAGAUCUUUAUUGCAUGUGGCAUUAUUUUCCCUGUCGGUGUCUCCCUUUUAUAA